Mugil cephalus (flathead mullet) is the source of this 885-nucleotide messenger RNA. Its product is annotated as regulator of G-protein signaling 5. The transcript has 5 exons. Bases 117 to 602 code for a protein of 161 amino acids. The record is from RefSeq and is a predicted model, not a curated record. NCBI's taxonomy places the organism in Eukaryota, Metazoa, Chordata, Actinopteri, Mugiliformes, Mugilidae.
GACUGACAGAUCAGAUAGCGCACAGGUCAAACAUAUAUAAGAGCAGCAUUGCCUUUUAGGAGCUUAGAAAAGACUUUGGUCUCUUUGUUUGCCUCUUUCUAACACUACAGACCUCAAUGUGUAAAGGACUCUCCUACCUGCCUUCAUCAUGUCUGGAGAAGGCAAAGGGGAUGCGGGUGAAGUUAAGCCACUUGGCUGAAAACCACCACAAGCUAAAAGUUCAGGAUGGGAAAAUUCUGCAGGAUCUGGAAACUCUGCUAAACCACAAAAGCGGUCUGCAGGCCUUUCGCGACUUCCUGCGCUCAGAGUUCAGCGAGGAGAACCUUGCGUUCUGGUUGGCCUGUGAGGAGUACAGGGUCUCCUCUUCCACCCUGCAGAAGACCAAGGCCGGCAGCAUCUACAGCCAGUUCAUCAACCCUGACGCUCCUCAGGAGGUGAACCUGGAUGCUGAGACCCGCGAGGCUCUGCUGAGUGUGAUGGAGUCUCCAUGUGCCGACACUUUCAACAAGGCCCAGCAGAGGAUCUACACUCUGAUGGCCAAGGACUCCUUCCCUCGCUUCCUGCGUUCCCAGCACUGCAUGGAGGCCAUCAAGGCUUUCUAAACACGCCGUCUAUAACUACGGACCUGCUUUAGACAGAAAUGCUGAAGAAUCUGUUAUGCUUGACACGCUGAUUGUAUUCGUAAGAUUUAUUGUAUAGCUUGUUUCGUGAUCAUGUUAACCACUGUAUCCUGCAUGCCGUUGUUGUGACAUGAGUUAAAGCCUCCCAUUGUAAAAUCAUAAUUAUGAAGCUUAAAAGUAGAAGCUACUGCAUGAGAUAUAACAGACGUGUACCAGCGAAUUAAAUGAAUACCUAAUAAAAGCAAAGUCAUUAUGUAGCAGUGAA